AUGUGUCUCUUCUUGACUACAAGUACGGGUAAUAAUAUGAUGGCGUACGCGCAAGAAUGUGGACGUCAGAAUCCAAGUGGAACGUGUAAUAAAGCAGCCGGUCAAUGCUGUUCACAGUGGGGUCAUUGCGGUUAUGGUAUCGAAUGGUGUGGCAAAGGGCGAAAGCAACAAUCUAAAAAGAAACGCGGCAAAAAGAAACACGGCCAAAAGAACCCGAAACCACCAAAGGGAAAAAAUUCCACGAAACCUACUAAAACGGCUGGAAUAGUAAGAUCAAAUGACGGCGGUUGUGGAUCGAGUGGUGGAAAUGAAAAGUGUGCUAGUGGUUAUUGCUGCUCGCAAUAUGGUUAUUGUGGAAAGGGUAAAGGUAAUUAUUAUUUAAACUACACUAUUGUGAUAAAGGAUGUCAGUCCGACUUCGGAGACUGUAGUGCAAAAGCUACUACUUCAUCAUCAACAAAAACUACAACAACCACAUCCACAACAACCACAUCCACAACAACCACCUCCACAACAACCACAUCCACAUCCACAACAACCACAUCCACAACAACCACCUCCACAACAACCACUUCCACAACAACCACUUCCACAACAACCACAUCCACUUCCACCUCCACAACUUCAACUUCAACUUCACCUGCUGCUGCCAUUAAUUAUCGAACUUCUUACGUUUGACGAUGGACCAAUGACUUGGACACAUGAACUUCUCGACACUCUAAAAGAGAAAAAACAAAAGGCAACAUUCUUUGUAAACGGUCACAACUGGGGUUGUAUCUAUGACUAUGUCGAUAUUUUAAAACGAAUUCACGACGAAGGUCAUCAACUUGCCGCACACACCUGGUCACAUCCAUCAAUGUCAAAAAUCACCAACGAAGAAAUCAAAUACCAAAUGAUUACACUUGAAGAUACUCUUCGAAAAACCGUGGGUGUCGUGCCGAAAUUCAUGCGACCACCGUACGGUGACGGAGCCAAAGAUCCACGCGUUCUAGCUCAAUUGGGUGCAUUAGGAUAUAAACACGUCGUCACUUGGGAUAUGGAUUCUGGAGAUUCAACGGGAAGCACCGUAGACACUUCAAAAAAAAUUAUAACAGAUGCACUCGCUGCAAAUCCUGCACCUGCGCCACACAUUCUUAUCAGUCACGAUGUGAAACAACUCACUUCGGAAAAUUUGGGCUCUUGGGAGAUUGAUACGGUGCUAAAGGCUGGUUAUGAGUUGGUGACCGUGGGUGAUUGUUUGGGAAUUAAUGAGUCCGAAUGGUAUAAAGAGAUCACAACACCUAGUACAAGAGAUGAUACUUGGAAUGUAACACAUAAUCACACCCUCUGGCGCAGAAAAGAGUGGGACUUUAAAGAGGUUGUGACUGCGCGGAGGUCAAAUAGCUGGAACCGAGAAAAAGGUCUCCUCGAGUUUUUUUUCUUGUAG
Messenger RNA from Ambispora gerdemannii, 1425 nucleotides. NCBI's taxonomy places the organism in Eukaryota, Fungi, Glomeromycota, Glomeromycetes, Archaeosporales, Ambisporaceae. The record is from the annotation of a GenBank genome assembly.